GGAUGGGUAUGUGGAAAUAAAAGAAGGAACUCUACCCUGAUCAUGGAUUUUGGAAAAAGAUUCCUCAACACACAACGGAAAAAAUAAAGUGGUGGCUCGUCCUCAGGAAUGAUGUCUUUUUGCCACAAUAGAAUUAAUAUUUCCUGUGUGAAAAGCAGCUGGUCAAAUGAUGUCCGUGCUUCCCUGUACAGUUUAAUGGUGCUCAUAAUUCUGACCACACUGGUCGGCAAUCUGAUAGUUAUUAUUUCCAUAGCGCACUUCAAGCAACUUCAUACCCCAACUAAUUGGCUCAUUUAUUCCAUGGCCACUGUGGACUUUCUGCUGGGGUGCCUGGUCAUGCCUUAUAGCAUGGUGAGAUCUGUGGAGCACUGCUGGUAUUUUGGAGAAGCCUUCUGUAAAAUUCACACCAGCACUGACAUUAUGCUGAGCUCAGCAUCUAUUUUCCACUUGUCUUUCAUUUCCAUUGACCGCUACUAUGCUGUGUGUGACCCACUGAGAUACAAAGCCAAGAUCAGUAUCUUGGUUAUAUUUGUGAUGAUCUUCAUUAGUUGGAGUGUCCCUGCUCUUUUUGCAUUUGGAAUGAUCUUUCUGGAGCUAAACUUCAAAGGAGCUGAAGAGAUAUAUUGCAAACACAUUCACUGCAUAGGGGGUUGCUCUGUCUUCUUUAGUAAAUCAUCUGGGGUACUGGCCUUUAUGACUUCUUUCUAUGUACCUGGAUCUAUUAUGUUGUGCAUCUAUUACAGAAUAUAUUUUAUAGCUAAAGGGCAGGCAAGAUCAAUUAAUGGUGUGAAUCAGAAGCUUCAGAUUGGAUUGGAAGAGAAAAAUGGAAGCAAAGAAAGGAAAGCUGCAAAGACACUAGGGGUUGUGAUCGGAGUUUUCCUGAUAUGCUGGUGUCCUUUCUUUGUCUGCAUGGUCAUGGAUCCUUUUCUGGGCUAUAAUAUUCCACCCACCCUGAAUGAUGCUUUGAUUUGGUUUGGCUACUUGAACUCUACUUUUAAUCCUAUGGUUUAUGCAUUCUUCUAUCCCUGGUUCAGAAGAGCACUGAAGAUGAUUCUAUUUGGUAAGAUUUUCAAAAGAGGUUCAUCUCAGUGUAAGUUAUUUUUAGAAUCAAAUCCAUAGAAUUAUUAUACUUUCCUGUUUUUCACAACAGCUGGUGAUCAUAUUUAUGAACACAAUGUAAUCAA
Messenger RNA from Manis pentadactyla (Chinese pangolin), 1184 nucleotides. RefSeq names its product trace amine associated receptor 1 (gene TAAR1). The record is from RefSeq and is a predicted model, not a curated record. Bases 109 to 1119 code for a protein of 336 amino acids. Gene Ontology annotation, cellular component: membrane. NCBI's taxonomy places the organism in Eukaryota, Metazoa, Chordata, Mammalia, Pholidota, Manidae. Gene Ontology annotation, biological process: G protein-coupled receptor signaling pathway. The transcript has a single exon. Gene Ontology annotation, molecular function: trace-amine receptor activity.